Molecule: messenger RNA, 14571 nt
Organism: Porites lobata
Lineage: Eukaryota; Metazoa; Cnidaria; Anthozoa; Scleractinia; Poritidae
Source: the annotation of a GenBank genome assembly
AUGAUUGUAGAAUGCAAACAGAUCGACAGACAACCACAAACCCUCUUUGUGAAUUACAUGGUUCCUUUCUGUAUCCACUUGUUACUUGCUUUAAAACCUGCUGCCACAAAAGGAGCAAGAAAUUCAUCCAAGGUCAUAUCUGCAAAUAUUCCUUCACCAUCAAAUCCAAUGUCAACAUCAUUGUCCCAUGGGAGCGGUUUGCCGAUACGAUGCGCUCCCCAAAUGGAACCAUACAUCAACUAAUGCCGGAUUUUCAUGUCGUCUAGUAUUUUGUAAACUUUGUAUGUAACUUCCAGCAGCUGAUUUAUUUCUAAUUCACUGUUCUGACAAGAAACAACUGAUCCCCACCUGUUAUAGUAAGCAAAGUUCUGUAAAUUUAAGUACACAUACGUUCCCACAAGGUCCAAACCUAUUACGAGACGGAUAAGCAGGCUCCGCUUUCUGCGUCUCAUCAGUUCUCCUUGUCUGUUUUUUUUCAUUAGGCGUGUCUGUAGCUGAGGAUGGACAGGAGCAUAAUGGUAUCUGAAAAAUGGAUAAAACCAUUUAAAAAGUUAACAAAAAUAACUUAAUACAUGCUUUUUUUUUGAGUGGAAUGACCAUCAUGAUAAUGCAUCUGAACUUUUAAGAACGAUGCAAUAAAUUUGUAUGGCAUUUCUCAUUUAAGAACGUAAAAUUAGAAACCUAAUUCCAGCUCCCCUCCAUGCCAGAGGGGAUUGGACAAGACCAGAAAUGGCUUAAUAUUACAAAGUUUUAUGUAAACGCCCAUAAAAACUCAGUUAAAUGACCUUGCUUUCCAUGAUUUCUCGUAGCUCAGUUUAUAGAGCACCCACAGAGUGUUUGGGAGGUCAUGGUAUCGAUUCCUGUCAGGACUCAGAUUUUCGUUGUCCAACGCUCGUGUCAUGUUGAUUAGUUUACUUUUCACUUUUCAUUGCCCAGCUUAAAAAUUUACUGUCUUUAUUUAAUUAUCAAAUUCUCAUGGUGUUCGCGGGAGCUCUGAACAGACAACCAAAUGUCAAACACAUUCAUGCCGAGAAAACACACAUCGAAAAACGUCUUCUUCCCUCAAGAAGCGAUUCCUUCCAAAUUGACUUGUGAGAAAAUACAUGCUCCUUAUUGGUCCAUUACCUAUAAUACAAUUCAGUGCAUGUCCAACCUCCUCUAGCUACGAACAAUAAUGUCACAAAUCUGGCUCAUGAAGAGACUGUAUUCACAUUUUCUUCCCAAAGAAAUACUACUGAGAGUAAAUUAUGAGGAGAUCAGAAUCUCUGAUAAAUGACGCAAGCAAGUAGAAGCUCUGAAACUUAUUAGAAAGUUGUUACAUUCCACUGAACAACUCAAGUCUAGCUUUUAUGAGUUGAUGAGGUCAAAGAUUUUUACCAACAAUGUCGGUAUACCACAAUGGCUGUCUCAGACUGCAGUGUUUAUCCUUGACCUCACUGUGACCUCACCUUGUUAUCCUGGACGGGACAAAUUAAUAACUAGGAUGUACUAUUUCAAAUCCCAGUUAGUUCCCUUGGGAGUUCAAGAUAGCAGUAAAUUCAUUAAUGUCAAAGACCGGCAAACUGCAAUCGAAAGCCAGUUUUAUUGUUUACUGGACAAAGGGUUAUGAGCUAUUAGGAUUUGAUGAUUUAGUUACUGUAAUAAAAAGUACUGACCAAUAACCUGCCCUUGAUAUAAUUUGCUCCUUAUCAGUUUUAUCAACAAUCAGGAAUGUUAUAUUUAUAUUUCAGUGAGGGGAGAGUUGAAAAGACUGAGCCCCGUUCCGCGGACUACCCAGUGACCCCCACUCCGUGGACUACCCUGCGGACUACCCCCACGGACUACCUUAAAUAACCAACCACAUUUACUUUAACGUGGAAAAGAGACAAUCAUGACUGUAUGAAAAACAGUCGCCAUUUUCGUUUCACCAACUUCCUCGACCGAGUGUUUUUUUUUUCUUUUUACUUCAUUCUUCAUCGACCUUAUGCCAAAUCCCCGUUUUCUGAAUGGACUGUUUCUGGAUUCCGUGUAUUUUGUGUUUAUGGUUGCCCCAAAUCUACACGGGCAGAAUGUCAUGCCUCAGUGUUAUGUCGGUGAAACCGCUAGACAUUUUGGCACCAGGACUACUAACUUAGGAAGCGCUUAAUCUCAGAUCUCAAUUCCCAUGUCUAGAAACAUCUUUAGGGUUCUGAGUUGUGUAAGAACCUAGGCUCUUUUAAUUGUUUUUGCAUUUUGGAAUCGGCUCUUACCAGGUUUUAACUUAAGAUCAAAGAAGCCCUUCAUGUUGAAUGGGAACGACCUGCACUGAAUAAGCAACUGAAACAUGUUAGUUUAAGGGGGCUGGAAACAGUUUCCACUACUUUCCAAGGCUUACAGUUUGAUGGGUCAUUAUAACCACUCUAUACGAGUUGAUGCCCAAAUCGUAAUAUCAACAAACUGGCCAAUCAUCGGUGAACAAGUUGCUGUUAGUUUUGAGGCACAAUAGGUUACCAUAGUAACAAUAUGACCUGCUAAAAACACCCUUAAUUUUAGCUUUAAGCGCUUAUGACUCAAAAAUGAGCUCGGUGACCCCCAUGUUUUAUUAUCGAAUUGUAAUCAACAUGAUAAGAUGGAACUUUUUGCAAAGUUUAAAAAAAUUCUGCGAAGGGGUUUCAGAGCCACCUUAAAUUUUGGAAAAUUUUCCUUUCCCUCCAUUUUGGGACUUGCAGCCACUGUGUCCUUCUUCCAUAACGAAGCCCGAUUUACUCAGAUUUAGGUGUUCUUCCGGGCAUGUUCUCUCCAAAACGAGGUCGGUGACCCCCAUUUUUUUACAUUUCUGACAUCACUAACUGAUCAUCUUUCAGUGGUAAAAUUUUCAGAAAAAAAAUCAAUGUUAGAACAUUUUCGCGCGAACGUCCUUAAUUAACACUCUUACUUUAAUUACUUUUAGUGUUCAACAUUUUUCACAAACUUGUACUUGCACCUUUUUAUUUUCCCAGUUUUGUAACCAUUAUUCUACAUUUUGCAAUUAUCGCGUACUUGUUUCUUACUUCAUAUAAAGUCACUCCCUUGUAAACAUCCUUCAACUGAAGAUGGUACUGGGUAUCUGAAACAUUCUUUGUAAAUGCAAACGUUUUUACGAUAACUGCAGAAAUUCUCGCGCGCUCAUUGACAAGUUUUUAUUGUCAAUAAGCGGACAGACACAUGAAUUUAUAAUUUAUGCGAUGCGUCAAGGAACGAAAGCGGACAAUUUGACAAUUUGUUAGUCUGCGGAUCCACUCGACUAUCUCCUCGUGGAUCCACAGCUCCUUUCACAAUGCCCUUGUUAUGAUGAAAUUCAUGAUCAAUAACAGGACAGACGCAUGAAAACUGACGUCAAUUUUUAAGUCGUUUGAUUCGAGUCUUUCAGCUACGAAGAUUUGGCAUCUUAAGAUAUAAAUUUUAGCUUUUGUACAUGAAAAGGUAAAUUCUGAAGAACUCUUGGUAAGAACUUUUUUCCAUUUUUUCUUUGUUUUCAAACAGUGCUAACAACAGCAUUUUUGGUUAAGCCGACAUUGAUGCUAAGUAUCUCUGAAAAAAAUGUUGCUGCCACUACUUUCUUUUUGAAUUCCAAUAGCCUUUGCCAGAUUCUGGCUCGAGAUUUUUCUAUUUAUAGGUGUUCCGAAGGUACCUUUCUUAAUUAUUUAUUAUUAUAUGGCUUGUGUUUGAAUCCAGUAUAACGCGCGCUCUGAUUGGCUAAGUGCAACUUAACGACAGGGCAUUAUUCUCCUGUAAUACCCACGGGCUGAUUACGAUUACGGAUUAUGCAAAUUAGGAAAAGAAAAAACACAAAAGGUUAUCCAAAUCUAGACCAUAUUUCCUUUAUUUACAUUUAAAAUCGUUGUGAUACAAGACGAUGAGUGACGAUUAACAUUCAGAGAGUUAAUUAUAUCACUAUUUUAAGGAAAAAAUGAAGUUACAUCGGCAAAUUACGAACGAGUUCAUUGGUCAGGGAGAAAUUGAAUUAAGGCCUCAGUGUACCCCAAAUUUGAUCAUUUUUCAAAAAAGUUGUUUUCCGCCUUUUUAGAUAGAUCUUACAGCAAUCUUUUCUAGAUCUUAUAGCAAUCUUUUAUUUUAAAAAAAUUCUAUGAAAAAAGAUUGAAUGUAAGCAAAGUUAUUAACGAAAAUUGUUUCUUUCCAUUAAUUAUCUCUAAUUGAUAACUGUCAACACGUUGUCAACACGAGAGUUAAUUUGCAUUAAAAGAUCACGUGACAGACGUGGUGUUGUGCGAUUUUCACACGUUUGUGAGCUGCUUCAAGAAUUUUCUAAUUUGUAGACAAAAAUUUAAAAACUUGUAUCUAUUCCAUGUAGUCGAAGAAAAAAGGCAAGAGUCCUAGCUUGUCCUUUUGCUAGUGCGAAGUAAUAUGUCAAACACGAGAAACAGUGUUUCAUCGGGAUAUCCAAACACCAAGAAGAGAGUUGAAAAUACGACGCGCAGCGGAGUAUUUUUGACGAAAUUGGAGGUGUUUGAAUAUCCGAUGAAACACUGUCUCGAGUGUUUGAUAUAUCUUCUCAAUCGAAACAAAAACUAAGGAGUAAAUGGAGAAGUAAAAUCGUCAAAAUCUAUGCUAAUUAAGACCUGGUAUCCAAACCUCCUUCACGCUUAUGAUUUUCUUUGUUUUAAUUUGAUGAAUUAUUAAUGAGUUUGAGAAGAAACUUUCAAAGAGGAAAAAGGAUUCGAUUUCAUUUGAUAAGGAUCGAGCUGAUGUGUUAGCGGCUAGUGAUCGAGGUUCCUACUUUGAACAGAAGAAAUAUUGCUCUAGACGAGGAGGAGCAUUGAUUGAGAGAACGAGGCCGUUAGUGUUAGUGUUAUCCGGGCGAAAAUUGAAGGCAAAGGCUAAGACAAACCCGCAGAACCGGACUCACAAGAGUCUUGGCAAGAGUUGGCCGGUCGAACAAUUGUUGCCGGAGAUCGCUUGCAAGAAAAUCUCUUGAAAUCAGUUUCUUGUCAGUUUUCUCACGCAGAUGUGAUUUUGUUAGAGAAUGUUUUUGCAAGAUCCGUGCUUGGUUCAUGUUGGAUCGUGUCCUGUCAAAACGAGAACUGCCCAUACAUUUCUCUUAUCAUAAUUUCCUUGGCGCUUUCGCUACUCGAAGCGAUAACUUCUUGAUCAAUACCUGCACGAGUUACGUCCUCGAAGAUUUCCUUUCCCUUGUUUACGCGAACGCUUUUUUCGUGUCUUCAGCAUCCCUCAAGCUGUUUCGUUAGAGGAAAUGUGAAUCCACAUUAAGCUUAGUAGAAAACGAAAAAUUGAACGAAAAUCAUUCAGUCCCUACUAACCUACUUGCGCGAGCGGCGGAAAUCAGGCUUACAAAGGAGCAACAUCCCACCAGGAGCAACAUUUUGAGCCCGCUUAAGUAAAACUAGUAUCCCUAAAUGGUAAAAAUGCUGCCGAAAGGGAGAACGAUAUUGAGUAUGGUAAUUGUUACCCUAUGAACUGAACUGUGAAGAAUUGUUUUACACAAGACAUAAUGGUAUCGUUAUGAUGGGAAAUCAAUUGAAACUGUCUUCAGGUCGGGGGUUUUCUAGGCUUGAAUAGAUGUUGCGUGCGUGUAGCAUUUUUUGCUUCAGAAUUUUUGUUAUUUCAGCUUUCAUUAUAUAAUAUUUGAUGUUAUGCCUUGUCUCCCCUGCCCUAAAAAAGGACGAAAGUAAUAAUACUUUUAAUGGCAAUUGGAAAAGAAUUUUUGAGCAGAACUUCAUGAUGUGUUUCGGUACAUAGAGGGGGCUAUUAUUGUAACCUGUGAAAACCUGUUUUCCUGAGAAAAUGAACGGUGGCUAAACAUCAACAUUGAGCAAUAGACAUUGCGAAAAACUGUUUAAUAAAAUUAUAUAUAAAAUAACAUUUUGUUAAGUACUCUAAAAUCUGUCACAUCAACAUUAUGGUAUUGAAAAUCAGUUGUCUCUCCAACAGUAACUUGCAAUGUUGAAAAAUCAACUCGAAACUAUUAUGAAUUUGACAUUAUAGUCACAUUAUACUCUGUGAAACAGUACAGUUAAUUUUUUUUAUGACAUACAGUACCGCUCAGAAAUAAGCGAACUUCGCGUGCGCAGUCUAAACGCGCAUAGGUAUAGGUAUUUCUUUGUUAUUCACCUCUAACUGUUUCUUUUGUGAAGUAUUGUUGGACAAAACAAUAACUAGCUUUGUUAGGAAAACUCAAAAAGCGAGAGCCUUUCGAUAACAGCCAAAUUUGCAUGUUGUAAAAACAUCUUCAAUGAAGCUAUCGUAUUUCCAAUCUAGUCGAUUAAUUAUCACUGCCUACUUGCAACGACUGCUUGGUUUUCUCCCUGUUUAGGAAAAGAAUAUCAUCCGCUAAGCAUACACUUCAUUUUACAUACAUACAUACAUACAUACAUACAUACAUACAUCUGUCCUGAUUUGACAAAACAUGGACUCCGGAAUCCAGGCUUGAAGGUCGACGAUAGUCGACCUUCAAGCCAGUGGCGUCCACAAAAAUUGAGGGGGGGCUCCGUCAAGCACCAUUGUGGCAGUUAGCCAGGGCCUUGGUCUACCUACCCUUGGGAGCCCAGGGUCAGCAUUUGAAUUUCAGGCCCGCUAGGGGGGUGGGUAAGUUCGGUGUUUUGCCUUGUUUCAACUAAGACUUUUGCUCUGCUUUAAGGGUCAGUACUGGUUCUUGACUUUGCCUUCUGUUAGCUUAGCUUUGACCGUCGAGGGCAGAAGUAGCUUGGGUUAGGUGGAGGGGCCUCCAGUCCCAAAAGGGGGAGAGAAGGGUGGGAAAAAAUGACCUAGAGUGCAUUUGGCUUUCCCUGGCUAUCUUUUGCUAAAUCAGGACAGACAUACAUACAUACAUACAUACAUACAUACAUACAUACAUACGCAAUAACUGGGAAAAAAUUUGGCAGAAAUCUAUGGCUACUUUUUUGGCAAAUGAAAUAAAUGGUACAGAUAGAGGCGUAACGGGCCUAAUAGAGCAAGUCCAAAUUAUGUUUCCUUUAAAAGAUAAAAUAUCAAUUAAUAAUGAAGGGUAUUUGAAGCCAUUUUUUCCGGGACGUAGAUGAUUAAGUAAUCAAAGAAAGUCGAACUCUGUGUAGUAUAACAAACCGCAUUGAAGAAUAAUCGAGCUUAUUUGUUGCGCACUGAGAUAACCAAACGUCACCUAAAUAACCAUAUUUGUCAGCAUCGUGGCAUGAAAACAAGCACGGUGACCCCUUUUUUUAUUACGUUUUUAACAUCUCCUUGUACUGUAAUGACACCAUACCAAGUUUCAUUGGAAAUCUAUGGCGAGCUCUUUUACUCGGGAAUUACCUUAAGUCUAGCAAUGCCGUGUAAAUAGUGUCACAGCGAAAAAGCCGCCUCACGAUCUUUUUAUUGCUUUAAGAGCGAGCAAUAUAUCCAAGCGAAAUGUUGUCUUUAAACAAUAAGCUUUCUCCCACCCCAGGAAGUUUUGGUUCAGAAAGAAAUGGUUCGUUCGUGGAACACGUUCGCGACGCAUUUCGCCGGCUACUGUUCCUGCUAAAUAUAGCGCGAGUUUGUAAACGACACGUCAAUUUUAGUUUAAAAAGCGUUGUUUUCACAUCUUAGUUCGUAGCUUUAACAAGAGUAUCACUAAGAAUUGUGAAGCAAAUUGACUUAAGUUUUCAACCACAGUAAACAUAAAUAAUGAGCCAAGAUUCUCAAUAACUUCGUGCCGCUGUUGACGUGUUCUGCUGAGCCGCUUUUGCGUCACCGGAGAGGAAGUGAAAUAAAAUAUCUCGGUUGUAUUAAUUGGCGUAAAUCGGAGAUUUUAAACGGUGGUACGUAUACGAUCUAUAUCCGUAGAAACGAUGUAUUAUCGGAGUUUCUACCAUGCACCGUGCACCGUGAACAUGUAUUAACUAUUUAAUUUUGCACGAUAAAGUUUUUGCGACUCUUGUACCUGCCUCUUGCUAAUUGUCUAUCGACUUUAAGCGUCACGGCAAGUAGUGAAAAUAAUGAUUCUAUGGUUCACUGCGCAUCCUAAAUCAUCCAUUGGCGCAUAACCACAAUUCCUUGCGCCAUAUCACUGCGCAUCCUAAAAUAUUUCCGUUCGCGCAUAACCACAAUUCUUCGCGCAUACCACUGCGCAUCCUAAAUCUCCCAUUUGCGCAUAACCACAAUUCCUUGCGUUUGGUAAGAAAAAGUGAUUGCAAUCCCCAAUAAUGUAAUCUUCUGCUGAUUAUAGAGCUGCCUCGAUCGUUCGCUUCAGGCUCACUCGCUGCGGCAACAAUAAUCCUUCACUUGGUCUAUCACAACAUGAUCUCCUCUUUGAAUUAACCAUUAUCGUUAAUUAUAAAGUUCCUUUGAAUUUACGAUUAUAGUUAAUCUAGAACACUGUUUCCCAGGCUGUUUCAGAAUAGAGCAAAUUGAAAAAAAAAUUCGUGUUAUUUGGACUGGAUUUGAACCAGGAAUUACCCGCCGCUUGCAGGAUCGGCUACUUACCACUAGGCCACGGAAGAACAAGGCGACGGGAAGAAAUUUAACUAAAUUUUUAAUAGAGUUUUGCAUAGAAUAUCACUGAUGUACAAUGAUUAGGCCUAAGCGCAGAUAUUAAAUUGUUAGCUUUUUGUUAUGGUUUGGUGAUCGACCUUUUCCAUUCACUUUAUGAAAUUAUUUUUAGCGAGUAAUUAUAUAUGCUUACCACAGGGUGUAGAAUAAGUGUAUGAAUUAUAUUGUUUCAAAAUCGAGGUUUGUCGAACCAGCAACGUGGUGGUCUGAUGGUUAGAGGAGAGGAUGAGAAAGCGGAGAUUCGCAGGUUUGAGUCCUGUCCGGACACUGAUGAUUGUCCUUUUUCAACAAAAAUGCUUACUUCUCAGAAUUCCUUUCAGACUGUAAGUGUUCUAGAUUAACUAUAAUCGUAAAUUCAAAGGAACUUUAUAAUUAACGAUAAUGGUUAAUUCAAAGAGGAGAUCAUGCUGUCUAUCAACAGGUCACUAUAUUCCGCAUGUAUAUUUUCCUUCAUAUCUCGAAACGAAAAUUUCAGCGAGUAAAGCGCACAUUUUAAGUUCGUUUCUAGCGAAUUUUCCACGUUUUUCGCUGAAAUUUGGAGAGAAUGUAGCCCGAUGAUCAGGCAAAAAAACGGUGGAAUUUUUAUUUUUUGCUUCUCUCAAAAGUUAUGACUAUUUUAGUGAAGAGAAUGCAUGUUUUUUCAACUCUCAAAGUUUAACUGCGUGUCAGAAUCAAACCAGACAAGUAAUCAAGAAGACAUAGCGAUAUUAAUCGCGUUCUCCCGCUCAAAUCUGAGCGGAAACGAACAUGUUUAGUGAACCUCUGUACAUUGAGAAAUAGCACGCUUUAUUUGACAAACCUUAAUUUUUUCUACGUUGGUAAAUAAACCCUCGGAAUCUACAAUUAUUAAGCUUUCAGAAAAUAUAUACUUUAGUAGGGUUUGCGUCAACUGUGCGACCGUAACGCGGCGCUGAAGAAUGAUGGUCAUUUCGGGUACACUGAUACCUAAAGCGUAUUCAAACAAAGAGAAAAACCACGAAAGGAAAGGAAAACUGCCAGUAAAAUGAAAACAUUUCAGCGAUAUUUGCCAUCAAUGGGCUAAGGAAGCAUAGCAGAAGUUUUGGACUUACCGGCUGCUGACCUUGACCACUUAUUGGCAAAGCUUUUUUUAUAGAUAUGGGAAAAAGGAUGGUGACCGGAUUAUGAACCUGACACCCUGUCGGGUUUGCAACGAAGUAUACAGAGAUUCCUUUCCGAAAGCAGGUCUCCUUUCACUGUCUUUUCACCAUUCAAAAGGCAAUUGGUGACACCAGAGCAGUACAGCAGUCAACAGCAACAAAUUAAUUUCCCUUGCUGUAACACAAGCCAGUUUAUCAACAUCUUCAGGCGAGCGGUUUUUUUUUAUCCGGUGUGAGUGCCAGUUCAAGAUCUUUAACGGGCCAGUAACUAUAAUCCAGGAAUCUCAGAAGAGGCGAAGAGUUUUCAUCGAAAGUGACGACGAAGAGUAGUGCUGAUUCCGUUUAAAUUGUAUUUUCUUUUACCGACACGGCCGCACGGCUUUUUAUGCAAGUUUGAAGCACUUUUCUGUAGGAGCUGACUUCUGGCGGUUAAUUAUUGAAAAUGUCGAUGAAAUUUAUCUCGUCAUAUAGUUACAAACAGGUACUAAAAUACUUUUUGUGGCCGUAUUGAUCAUUGUUUUCCACUAAUAAAUAUAUUCUUGACGGAGUACGCGUAAGCUCGCUGAAUUCUGUUGUGCAGUUUCGCAUCACCGGAUGUGAAGUAACGACUUCCCCUUGAAUUAAGAUUUUUCUUUCUUUAGAACCGUCUUUCUAGCCAUAUAAUAAACAGCUUAAUAAUCUGGACCGUUCGGUCGUUACGAGAAAAUCUCAAACCUCGGUCUACCGUAUUGACCUCGCUCUCGCUCGGUCAAUACGGCAAGGCAUCAGUUUGAGAUUUUCCCGUAACGACCUCACUCUCGGUUAUUAAGUAGUUAUUAAUGUGUAUUUUUAAGGUCACCAGACGAUAUUCUGUGUAACCUGCGAUCAGGCAUCCCUUUUUUCCGUCCCUUUUUUAAUUUGCGUCAUUUGAAGUGGGACAAGCUAUCAUUAAGAAGACGAAAACAGAAAGCUAUUAUGAUGUUUAAAUCUCUCAACGGGUUAGCCCCAGUGUACUUGCAAGAUUUAUUCAGUGAGCGACACACAGACUAUGACAUGCGCGAUUCUUUCCGUAAGUUAAACUUACCCAAGCCGCGUACCGACUAUUUAAAACGUAGCUUUGGCUAUAGCGGUGCCUUACUAUGGAAUUCUCUUCCUGAAAAUAUUAGGGCAAUUAGAUCAAUUGGGCAGCUUAAGAAGAAAAUCAACCGCGCACUUAAAACAUCCGAUUCCCACUCGGUAAUCUUCUAAAUCAGUUUUUAUAGUUAUUUUAAUUUUUAAAAAUAAUUGUAAUUAAAAUACUAUUAGUAUAACUAACGAUUGUUAACCGAGUUUAAAUAAAGAUUUUUUAAGUCUUACAUUCAUGAGUAGCUCACUUUUCUUAAAGUGCACAACCUUUACUUCAUGUACUUCAUUGUGUAAGUAAACGAAACAGCAACACAGCAUACCAUGGAGGUUAUGGCUCAAAAAUAUGCUAAAAUUGAAACUGAAGAAAAUGAAACGUGGUUACAGAAAUUACCCCUUGGAACUACAGAACAGCUAACAAGAAAUCUUUUCAACACAGUAUUUGCACAGAAUCUAUUAAUUAAAUGGUGGAAUAGUCUUCCGUUAGAAAUACGUACAUUGUCUCUCCUAAGCAUUUUUAACCACAGUCUCUCAAAGUACUUGCAGUGUCUAACCCGUAACUACCAUUUUUAUCUUGGGGAUUGUUCAGCGCCGCUUGCGACUUAAUUUUUGUGCCCUGAAAUACCGACUUUUUCAGAAAAACUAGUCUGUCCACUUUGCGAUGCACCUGUUGAAGAUCCUAAACACUAUUUUCUGUAUUGCGCAAGUUUUGCUGCCUCUGCGUGAAAAGCUGUUUGCCUCCGCUGCACAAUUGCUCGGAAAGAGAUGGCAUUGUUCUUCCAAAAAAAAAAAAAAAUUUAUGGGCUCUUAAAUGGUAUUUCUCACGAUGAUCUUGACUCUAAUAUUAUGUAUUUUAAGUACGUCCAAUCAUUUAUUUCCUUGUCCAACUGUUCUGUUAACUUCUAUUCCUUUGUGUAUGUUUUGUUCGAUCGUCACAUGUGAUAUGCAUUGUAAACAGCAUAACCUCUCCAGAGGAGCCAUUUUUAUAUUCUUAUUGUCAUCUAGGACAGCCUAAUCUCCGAUUCCAUGAAAAGCACUGCUGAUCUGAUACCACAUGCUGUGAUCCCUGAUCCCGAAGCUGUGAACCCUAAUCCCGAGCAUGUAAUUCCAGAUCACGGGGCUGUGAUCCCUAAUCCCGGGGCUGUGAUCCCUGAUCCCGAGCAUGUGAUCUCAGAUCACGGGGCUGUGAUCCCUAAUCCCGAGCAUGUGGUUCCAGACCACGGGUCUGGGAUCCCUGAUCCCGAGCAUGUGAUUCCAGAUCACAAGGCUGUGAUCCCUAAUCCCGAGCAUGUGAUUCCAGAUCACAGGGCUGUGAUCCCUAAUCCAGAGCAUGUAAUUCCAGAUCACGGGGUUGUGAUCCCUAAUUCAGAGCAAGUGAUCUCAGAUCACGGGACUGUGAUCCCUAAUCCCGAGCAUGUGAUCUCAAAUCACAGGGCUGUGAUCCCUGAUCCCGAGCAUGUGAUUCCAGAUCACGGGGCAGUGAUCCCUGAUCCCGGGGCUGUGAUCCCUGAUCCCGAGCCUGUAAUUCCAGAUCACAGCGCUGUGAUCCCUAAUCCCGAGCAUGUAACUCCAGAUCAAGGGGCUGUGAUCCCUAAUCCCGAGCAAGUGAUCUCAGAUCACGGGACUGUGAUCCCUAAUCCCGAGCAUGUGAUCUCAAAUCACCGGGCUGUGAUCCCUGAUCCCGAGCAUGUAAUUCCAGAUCACGGGGCUGUGAUCCCUGAUUCCGGGGAUGUGAUCCCUGAUCCCGAGCCUGUAAUUCCAGAUCACAGCGCUGUGAUCCCUAAUCCCGAGCAUGUAACUCCAGAUCAAGGGGCUGUGAUCCCUAAUCCCGAGCAAGUGAUCUCAGAUCACGGGACAGUGAUCUCUAAUCCCGAGCAUGUGAUCUCAAAUCACGGGGCUGUGAUCACUGAUCCCGAGCAUGUGAUUCCAGAUCACGGGGCUGUGAUCCCUGAUCCCGGGGCUGUGAUCCCUGAUCCCGAGCCUUUAAUUCCAGAUCACAGGGCUGUGAUCCCUAAUCCCGAGCAUGUUAUUCCAGAUCACGGGGCUGUGAUCCCUAAUCCGGAGCAAGUGAUCUCAGAUCACGGGACUGUGAUCCCUAAUCCUGGGCAUGUGAUCUCAAUUCACGGGGCUGUGAUCCCUGAUCCCGAGGAUGUGAUUCCAGAUCAUGGGGCUGUUAUCCCUGAUCCCGGGGCUGUGAUCCCUGAUCCCGGGGCUGUGAUCCCUGAUCCCGAGCUUGUAAUUCCAGAUCACUGGGCUGUGUUCCGUAAUCCCGAGCAUGUGAUCUCAGAUCACGGGGCUGGGAUCCCUGAUCCCGAGCAUGUGAUUCCAGAUCACGGGGCUGUGAUCCCUGAUCCCGGGGCUGUGAUCCCUGAUCCCGAGCCUGUAAUUCCAGAUUACAAGGCUGUGAUCCCUAAUCCCGAGCAUGUUAUUCCAGAUCACGGGGCUGUGCUCCCUAAUCCGGAGCAAGUGACCUCAGAUCACGGGACUGUGAUACUAAUCCCGAGAAUGUGAUCUCAAAUCAGAGGGCUGUGAUCCCUAAUCCCGAGCAUGUAAUUCCAGAUCACGGGGCUGUGAUCCCAAAUCCCGAGCAAGUGAUUUCAGAUCACGGGACUGUGAUCCCUAAUCCCGAGCAUGUGAUCUCAAUUCACGGGGCUGUGAUCCCUGAUCCCGAGGAUCUGAUUCCAGAUCACGGGGCUGUGAUCCCUGAUCCCGGGGCUGUGAUCCCUGAUCCCGAGCUUGUAAUUCCAGAUCACUGGGCUGUGAUCCCAAAUCCCGAGCAUGUGAUCUCAAUUCACGGGGCUGUGAUCCCUGAUCCCGAGGAUGUGAUUCCAGAUCACGGGGCUGCGAUCUCAGAUCACGGGGCUGUGAUCCCUGAUCCCCAGCUUGUAAUUCCAGAUCACAGGACUGUGAUCCCUGAUCCAGAGCAUGUGAUCUCAGAUCACGGGGCUGUGAUCCCUGAUCCCGAGCCUGUGAUUCCAGAUCACGGGGCUGUGAUCCCUGAUCCCGAGCUUGUAAUUCCAGAUCACUGGGCUGUGAUCCCUAAUCCCGAACAUGUGAUCUCAAUUCACGGGGCUGUGAUCCAUGAUCCCGAGGAUGUGAUUCCAGAUCACGGGGCUGCGAUCUCAGAUCACGGGGCUGUGAUCCCUGAUCCCGAGCUUGUAAUUCAAGAUCACAGGACUGUGACCCCUGAUCCCGAGCAUGCUCAGAUCACGGGGCUGUGAUCCCUGAUUCCGAGCAUGUGAUUCCAGAUCACGGGGCUGUGAUCACUGAUACCGAGCUUGUAAUUCCAGAUCACUGGGCUGUGAUCCCUAAUCCCGAGCAUGUGAUCUCAGAUCAGGGGACUGUGAUCUCUGAUCCCGAACAUGUGAUUCCAGAUCCCGAGCAUGUGAUUCCAGAUCACGGGGCUGUGAUCCCUGAUCCUGAGCUUGUAAUUCCAGAUCAAUGGGCUGUGAUCCCUAAUCCCGAGCAUGUGAUCUCAGAUCAGGGGACUGUGAUCUCUGAUCACGAGCAUGUGAUUCCAGAUCACGGGGCUGUGAUCCCUGAUCCCGAGCUUGUAAUUCCAGAUUACUGGGCUGUGAUCCCUAAUCCCGAGCAUGUGAUCUCAGAUCACGGGGCUGUGAUCCCUGAUCCCGAGCAUGUGAUUCCAGAUCCCGAGCAUGUGAUUCCAGAUCACGGGGCUCUGAUCCCUGAUCCCGGGGCUGUGAUCUCAGAUCACGGGGCUGUGAUCCCUGAUCACGAGGCUGUGAUCCCUGAUCCCGAGCCUGUAAUUCCAGAUCAUUGGGCUGUGAUCCCUGAUCCCGGGGCUGUGAUCCAUGAUCCCGACCAUGUGAUUCCAGAUCACGGGGCUGUGAUCCCUGAUCCUGGCCGUUUAUAG